Molecule: messenger RNA, 894 nt
Organism: Leptosia nina
Lineage: Eukaryota; Metazoa; Arthropoda; Insecta; Lepidoptera; Pieridae
Source: the annotation of a GenBank genome assembly
AUGUCAAAUUUUUCAGUCGCAACACAAGACCAGACGACAACCAGGGCGAAUACCCUGUUGGAUGACGCUGAUGACAUCCAGAAGCAAUUAGAUAAUGAAGCCCGGAACAAAAUGGGAAAACUUAACAGUAUGAAUGAAAAUACUUUAGAGAAACUGGCUAAAAAGGGCCAAAUGAACUGGCCUUUGGAGUAUCCUGAAUGUGGCGGUCGAUCACAGUCACCCAUUGAUUUACCCAAAAAUGGUCUUAUUAAGACUAAAGAAGGCCGACCACUGGUCUUCGUGAAUUACAACAAGAAACCAAAAGACCUCUACGCAAUCAACGAUGGAAACAGGCUUCGCAUAACCGGUUCCUGGGAUAAAAAGGACCAGCCGAUGAUAUACGGAGGAGCAGCUCACAACCGCCGUUAUUUAUUCCAUUCGCUUACACUUCACUGGCCCUCCGAGCAUGCCAUAGAGGGUCUACAAUUCCCGCUCGAGAGUCAAGUGUUGCACGUUUCAGCUGAGUACCAAACACUUGAAGACGCAGUGAUGUCGUCUAAGAAGGAUCGACUCGCGUUUCUUGGUGUCGUCAAUUUAUUUAUGUACAAAAAUAACACUCAGACUGGCGUUGAAGAGAUAAUAGAAGCUAUAAAAACAGGCGCUGUGAACUCGUCACUAGAUGUUCAGUCGUUGGGUUAUUUCAGCCCUACGUUUAAGCACUAUGCCUCUUACCAUGGCUCUCUCACGAUUCCACCUUGCACUGAAGCUGUUCUAUGGCUGAUAAGGGAUAAAACGUUGCCAAUAACAAGGAAAACGGCGAAGGAAUUUCACAACUUGCUCGUUGAAGAUUUUCAAGGAAGUCUCUUACGACACACUCAACCUCUUAAUGACAGGAGAGUGUAUUUAUUUAAUUAA